Messenger RNA from Magnolia sinica, 3058 nucleotides. RefSeq names its product receptor-like serine/threonine-protein kinase SD1-8. Gene Ontology annotation, molecular function: protein serine/threonine kinase activity; ATP binding. The coding region runs from base 129 to 2705 and encodes 858 amino acids. Lineage: Eukaryota; Viridiplantae; Streptophyta; Magnoliopsida; Magnoliales; Magnoliaceae. Gene Ontology annotation, biological process: recognition of pollen; protein phosphorylation. The transcript is spliced from 7 exons. The record is from RefSeq and is a predicted model, not a curated record.
AACCUACUCUUCUAGUGCAUCUCUUGCCGUUUAACUAGUCGAAUUCUUGUUGGCUACAAAAGCACAAUUUCCAUUGAUCAACGGCAACAACCUUAGGAAUCCGAUUGUUGGUUCCACUCCAAUUGCUUAUGGGUCGCGGCAGAAGUAUCAAUGGGUUCCUUGUUUUUCCCAUCGCAGUGAUCUUCUUCUUAUUUUGCACGGGAUUCUCCCACGCAGUAGAUACCUUAUCGCAGGGCCAAUUAAUAAGGGAUGUCGGCUGGGAAAGGCUAAUUUCUGAAAGUGAGAUAUUCAUAUUAGGAUUCUUUAGUCCUGGCCCUACUGCCAACCGCUACGUUGGAAUAUGGUAUUACAAGAUCGCAAGACAAACAAUUGUAUGGGUUGCUAACAGAGAAAGGCCGCUCGCCUAUUCAACUGAUACAGCUCUUACAAUCGACACUAGUGGGAAUUUGGUGAUUUUGGAUGGGGAAGGGAGCUCCCUUGUCAUAGGAGCUUCAGCUUCCGACGCAAGAAAUACAAGCAUCAAGCUCUUGGAUAAUGGGAACCUUGUAUUAAGAGAAGGAAGAUCCGAUGACGACGGAGGACGGGUCUUGUGGCAAAGCUUUGAUUACCCCACCGAUACUUUUUUGCCUGGCAUGAAGCUUGGGGUGAAGAAAGAUCUCUGGGACCGCCGGAACCUUCUUACUUCAUGGAAGAGCAUUAAAGACCCUGCUCCUGGGGUUUUCAAUCUUGGGCAGGCUCCGAAUGGUUCAGAUGUGUUGUCAAUUCUACAAGGGCAGAUGAUGUACUGGACUAGCAGGCCAUGGAGCGAUCAUCCUUUUGGCCUAAAUCAUGAAUCAAGAUCUUCAUACGAUUACAAAUUCAUUUCAAAUGGAAACAUCAACUAUUUCGCUUACUCAGUUAAAAACAAUUCAAUACUGUCAAGAAUUGUUUUGAGUUUGAUGGGCCAGCUUGAGCAAUUCACGUGGUCGGAGGAUACCCAUGAUUGGGAAUUGGUCUGGUCGCAACCACAAGAUCUUUGUAAAGUUCAUGCUCUAUGUGGGGCAUUUGGAAUCUGCACCUCAAAAAGAUUGCCUGCUUGCGAAUGCCCACAAGGUUUCGAACCAAUGUUUCCAGAAUAUUGGAAUUUGAAUGCUUGGAACAGCGGGUGCCAGAGGAAAACCAAUUUGCAAUGCAGUAAUGUAAAUUCGGUGAAUGAAGAAAAAGAUGUGUUCUUGACAUUGCCCAGAAUGCAAAGGCCAGUAAAUUCGCAGAGUUUGGAAAUUGGGAGUAUUGAUCAAUGCGAACUAGCCUGUUUGGGGAACUGUUCUUGUACUGUGUAUGCUUACAACACUGGCAAAUGUUUCAUUUGGAAUGGAAAUCUGUUGAAUCUACAAAAAUUAUCUGACGGUAGUGAUCUUCGCCUCCGUCUUUCAGCUUCCGAGCAGCUGAACUUUCCAGAUGAAGGUAAGGAACGACUUUCAGAUGAAGGAAACAAGAAGCAUUCAUGGGUAAUCAUUGCUGUAGUAGUCGUUACGGUUGUUCUUCUGUGCGCCUCAAUUCUCUGCUAUUUACAGUUGAAAAGGCUAAAACGAAACGAGAAGAAGAGACAAGUCCAAGAGCUGUUUUCAUUGGGAUUGGAUGAUAAUCCAACGUCUACCAGCACGUAUGCCCAUGCAAAUGAGAUUGGUGAAACUAGUGAGAGGGAUCAAGAGUUGCAAUUUUUCACUUUCACUACAAUAGCAGCGGCUACCGGUAAUUUCUCUGCUGCAAACAAGCUUGGAGCAGGAGGGUUUGGGCCUGUUUACAAGGGUAAAUUGCUCAAGGGACAAGAAAUAGCAGUGAAAAGGCUCUCCAGUGCUUCAGGACAAGGACUGAAAGAGUUCAAGAACGAGAUUAUCCUCGUCGCAAAGCUUCAACACAUGAAUCUUGUUAGGCUUUUUGGUUAUUGCAUCAGAGGAGAAGAAAAGAUACUGAUCUAUGAAUACAUGCCCAACAAAAGCUUGGAUUCCCACCUCUUUGAUCCAACCACUGAAAAUCAAUUAGAUUGGGGGAAACGAGUUCACAUCAUUGAUGGCAUUGCUCAAGGUCUACUCUAUCUUCAUACAUACUCUAGACUGAGGAUCAUCCACAGAGACCUAAAACCCAGCAACAUUCUUUUGGAUGGUGACAUGAACCCUAAGAUAUCCGAUUUUGGAAUGGCAAGGAUCUUUGGACGCAACGAAUCCCAAGCAAAUACUAAUAGGGUUGUUGGGACAUACGGUUAUAUGUCGCCCGAGUAUGCCAUGCAGGGUCUUUUCUCGGAGAAAUCUGACGUCUUUAGCUUUGGAGUUUUACUAUUAGAAAUUGUGCAUGGCAAGAAGAACAUUUACUUCAAUCAUUCAGACCACUCUCUAAAUCUCCUCGGAUAUGCAUGGGAGUUGUAUAAAGAGGGAAGGGGCAUCGAGUUGAUAGAUCGAAGGUUGAGUGAUUCACUCCCUUCUUUUUCUUCUUUUGAAGUUAGUAGAUACAUUCAUGUGGCGCUUUUAUGUGUGCAAGAAAGAGCGAGCGAUAGACCCACCAUGUCCGAUGUUGUUUUUAUGCUUAAAAAUGAAACCGCCACUCUUCGUGAUGCUAACCAACCUGCCUAUCUCAUCGGAGGAAGCAUCGAAGAGGUGAAUUUGCACUCAAGUGGGAAGGGAAGUUGUUCUGUGAAUGAUGAAACUGUUUCUAUUAUAGAAGCACGGUAGCGGAUCUACACAAAUGUGGUUGUAAUUUUUUGCACUAAGAUUAUUUUAGGUGCCACUAUUUCCACCAUUUUCUUCAGCUUUGGAAAUACAAUCACAAUACAUUGUAGCAUUGUAUCAGUGGAAGUAGGAAAAUUAGGGUUCAUCUCUAAAAAGGUCCACGUAAAUUUCGAUUUCCUUAUGAGAUCUCUUCAUUCCUUUGUUUUUCAUUCUAGUACGUUCUUUAGGUUUUUGCUUUUUCUUUUGUUUUGUUUUUUUUUUUUUUUUUUUUCAUGCAUCCAAAAUCAUCACCAUGAUGAAUGUAGCUCAUUUCUUGUAAGUAAUAAAAGAAAUGUUCACAUCCACAGCAAUGGACA